Crotalus tigris (Tiger rattlesnake) is the source of this 3130-nucleotide messenger RNA. RefSeq names its product ring finger protein 34 (gene RNF34). Gene Ontology annotation, cellular component: cytoplasm; plasma membrane. Gene Ontology annotation, biological process: proteasome-mediated ubiquitin-dependent protein catabolic process; negative regulation of extrinsic apoptotic signaling pathway via death domain receptors; protein K48-linked ubiquitination. Gene Ontology annotation, molecular function: ubiquitin protein ligase activity. NCBI's taxonomy places the organism in Eukaryota, Metazoa, Chordata, Lepidosauria, Squamata, Viperidae. Bases 92 to 1360 code for a protein of 422 amino acids. The record is from RefSeq and is a predicted model, not a curated record. The transcript has 7 exons.
CGACAAGCGGCCUCUUUCCUGGUCCCCGCCCCCCGGCUAGCCCCGCCUACCAGCUGUGAACCCGAAGGGGAAGGAAAAACCGGCUUCGCGCAUGCGCGGGAUAAGGCUAGUGGCCGUGGCGCGAGAACGCGCGGGCCGGGGGCGCGAGCGGGAGACGGUUGAGCCGUUGGAGCCCCUUCUCCCCACUUCCGGUCCUAUCCCGGUGGAGACGAAGACAGGAGGAAGCUUCGGAGCGGCCAUGAAGGCAGGGGCGACCUCCAUGUGGGCUUCCUGCUGUGGGUUGCUGAAUGAGGUCAUGGGGACGGGAGCGGUUCGUGGCCAGCAGCCCGGAUUCGGAAGCGGAGCAAACCCCUUUCGGUUUGCGCCAAGCACGGACUUCACCGUCUACUCCUCGGCAGCAGCCACGGGAGCGAACCCCGCGGUCUGCAAAUCUUGUGGCCUUUCCUUCUCCGUAUUCAGGAAAAAGGAAGACAACAAAAUGGAGAUGGGGACAUUCGGAAGCCCUCGUAGCCGGGAGCACGUGUGCUGUGAGUGCAAGAAAGACUUCUGCUCCGUCUGCUCCGUCUUGCAAGACAGCCUCCGCCGGUGCUGCACCUGCCAGUUGCUGCAGGAGACGGCCUUCCAGCGGCCGCAGCUGAUCCGCUUGAAAGUCAAGGAUCUGCGCCAGUACCUGCUCCUUAGGAACAUCCCCACGGACACCUGCCGCGAAAAGGAAGACUUGGUCGACCUCAUCCUGUGCCAUCACGGAUUGGCCUCCGAGGAGGAGACGGACACUAGCAGCUUGUACUCGACGCAGUCGCAGGCUUCCAGUUUUUCGACCCAGCACAUUUCUCUGUCUGGAUUGGUGUCCACUUCUCAGGGAGACCUCGCCAGCCGGCAGGAGAAUAUGGGCAGUGAAAUACAGUUACUGGGGCCCAGCGAGAGACUCUCGGCGGAUCUGGGGGCAGAGGAAGACCAGGCAGCACAAGAAACUCCGGGCCAGUCCAGGAAGCGUGCCAGGGCCUCGCUGUCCGAUAUUUCCAGCCUGGAUGACGUGGAAGGGCUGACCGUCCGGCAGCUGAAAGAAAUCCUGGCUUGUAACUUUGUCAAUUAUUCGGGAUGUUGCGAAAAAUGGGAACUGGUAGAAAAAGUCAGCCGGCUCUACAAGGAGAACCAAACGAAUCAGCGGCUGCAAGGGGAGAAGCCUCCGCUGGCCGACGAGGACGACAACCUUUGCCGGAUCUGCAUGGACGCGGUGAUCGAUUGCGUGCUGCUCGAAUGCGGCCACAUGGUCGCCUGCACCAAAUGCGGGAAGCGCAUGAGCGAGUGUCCGAUCUGCCGCCAGUUCGUGGUGCGGGCCGUGCACGUGUUCAAGUCCUGAGCGCCUGGGCCCAGCACCGGAAGCUUCCUGCUGCACACAUUUCCUCCCAAGACGGUCACGUGCGGAGGCUCUGGAAAGCCUCGGUUCCAGUUAAUUCAUAGCAUCCUGACCAGGAGCUUAGGAGCUUUGACCGAUUGUAUUUCUGCUUUGCAAGUCAGAUGCCUCUUAAAGAUAGAGCUGUGUGAACUGGAUUUCUUUUCCUUUUCAUUUUUUUUUUUUUUAAAGAAAAAAAAAAAAAAGGCAGACUGGAGUAGAGUCGAACUGGAAGCCAGAGAUUGAACGCUUCAGAUUGCUCUCUUCUGAAAAUCAGCCCGAAAGCUGAGAAAAGGCGAAGGGGAGCACGCUUAACUUCCUCAGAGAGCAACGGGAUGAAGUCUUCUCGGGGGGGCGUUUCUUGCCCGGGGGGGGGAUUUUGUGGGUGGGCUGGCAGACCGGUUUUUGUGCCAAUCCUCCAGAGUGUCAGCCCACGCAUAUCUGGUGAUCUACAGUAGCCUUAAUGGAAAGAGUUAAAAGCUGCCUUUUGGAGUCUGCGUCAGAGAGCGCCAGUCAGCCAGUUUAUAUUUCCGUUCCGAGAUCCUAGAAAUAUCCUCGGAUUCAGAACAGGCAAAUCAAGAUAGUUCUGUUUACAUUCUCAUUUGAGAAGGUUUACCAGGAAUUAUCACAUUUAUAUGGCUUCCCGUCACCAAAAGCAAUGCUGGGUGGCACGCAACAAUCACUAAAACAACAUACGUAUUAAAGAAUAUUUAAAAAGCACAGCAAAAAUUUAGAAUAUGCAAAUCACAUGGAGACAGUAAAAGAACCAACUGCAACGGAGCCAUCUAAGAAUGUGUAGUUCCCUGGGAUCCCCAGAGUUGGUGACCGAGCCAGGUCUUGGGGGGGGGGCUUCUGGAAUGGUAACAGUGAUAGAGUUAACUUUAUUGGGGAGGGGGGAAUGCUCCUUAGGACAGGUGUUAUGAUAGAGAAGGAUUUAGAUGGACUGCGCACCUAUAGGAAUAACCCCAACUUCUCCUGAAACUGGGUCUAUCGGGCACUGGCGAUGGACCAAUCUAGUGGGUCCAGCCUCCCUGCAGUGGAUAGAGGCACCAGAAUGUCUCCUGGUCAUCAGGGCAGGAUCUGACCCUGCACCCAGCCAGACCCCUAACUCCCAAACCCCAAUGUCCACAGAAGUAUAAACGUUCAGGAAGGAACCAGGUAAUGAAGGAGUCCAGCAGCAGGGGGAGGGAAGGGAGCCAGGUCUCAGAGCAAACAGUUGCAACCUUGCUUAUUUAGCCCUGCUGCUUUGGGGGACCUGAAAGGUCAUCAGUUCUGCCAUCAUCUUUCCUCUUCAGCAAGACUUAUUGCAGUAGCUCCCCAACGGUUUCUAAGAGAUUUGCCAGAAUAGCUGGGGCAAGUGAAAGGUCACCAAAGCUUGCACUGGAGUCAUGCAAAAUCCUCAAAUGCGCAGUGUGUGGGGGGAAAGCAGAGGCAUUUUGGAGCUCGGGCCCCUGGUAUGAAUUUCAGGGUUUGUAGAAAGGCUGUGAAAAUUAGGAGAGGUCCUAACUUUGCAGCCUGGUAUCUAUUCGGCGUCUGGCUCAAGUAACUUUUCAAAUCUUGAAGUUGACAUUUUUUUCAGAAGGGAGCAAGACAUGAUGGCUUUGUUUUUUGAAAAUGUCUCUAACGAGGACAUAGUGUAGAAAAGCGAGUUUUUUGGGGUACGUGCAUAAUCGAGAAUGUAGCAUAUCCAUAACAUUCUGAGUAACGGCUGGCUUAAUAAACGUUUCAUUAACUGGC